CUGUAGUUCUGUGAGACAUUUAGCCUUCUCUGUCCGAGAUCUCUGGUGCCACCAUAAACUACAGUUCCCAGGAUUGUCUAGCACAAAGUGGUGUCAAACUGGAUUAUUCCUGCACUUUUGCCUCCCAAGGAACACUGGAAGCAGAGGUUCCCGUGGGAGAAUCCCUUUUCCCUCACUCACUAACAACUCCUCUUACUAACAACUGCCUGGGAAGUUUUAUAUCACCUAUAUUUGAGCAGAGUUCUUCUCCUCAGGUUUCAUUCCAGCGCCACGUCACAUCAAGGCGCAUGCGCGCUGAGAACCCUCUCCUUGGCAUCCUUCCUGCGCGUGCGCACUCUAGUAGACGGUGGUGGUGGGGAGGCAUACAGUAGUGGAAGAGGCGGCGUGACGUAGUAGAGUAGCGGUUUGAGCGCUCGACUACGGAACCCUGGAGACAAAGGUUCGAUCCCCGCUCGGAUAUAGAAACCCCAUUGGUUGGAUUUGGGCAAGCCACACCCCACUCUCACACAGCCCUCGGGAUAGGAAGGCAAUGGCAAAUCGAGUUACGCUCUUAAUACUACUCUGGCGGCCUCCAGUUGCAUUCUGGGACUUGUAGUUCAGCGAGAAUCCCAAACGCCCAGAAUCCAACAUGGUGGGAGGAGUCACAGUAGAAUAGCAGCCGCUCAUUGUGCGGUAAUCUCCUUCGAAUGCGAUUUGUUGUUGCUAUGGUGUUCCUUCCAAAGGGCGAACCAAUCAGGAGCUUUCAAUUGAGGAAGAGACCAGAGUCUGAGUUGCCUUAAAAGUGAGGUUUUUAGAGGCGAGCCUGGGAAUCGAACCCGGGUCUCCGGGACCAGAGUCCAAACCUCAACCCCUUACGCUACGCCUCAAUAUAUAAACUACAGGGGAAAGAGAACAAGUUAAAGGCUAGAGAGAGAGAGAGAGAGAGAGAGAGAGAGCGCCGGGGAGCGGCUUCUGGGCAAGCGGCGGCGGCUGAGGGGCGAGGCUAUGUCCCCGGUCUUCUUGUCCCCGUUCCUCCUCCUCCUCGCCGUCCUCCUCGUCCUCCUCGCCAUCCUCCUCCUCGUCUUCCUCCUCCCCUUCCUCAUCGUCCUCGUCAUCCGUGAAGCUUUGUGUGCCUGUUUUCACCCCCGGAAGGAAGUGACCUUCAGUCUUCAGGAGGCCAUUGUUGAGGGCGAUUUAAUAGAGUAGCCCCUUUCCCUCCAUCCCUGAGGAAUGAGGAUGAUUUUACGUACUAUUAAGGUCUUGGCCAGCUGAUACUACAGUUCAUUAAGGAAGAAGCAAAUUCAAAUUACCAUGGAUUUGAAGGCGCGAAGUCACUUGCUUCAGAAUUGUGAGGCUCUAGAAAGAGAUAUUAAGACUUCCUAUAUAAUGGACCAUAUGAUUACAGAUGGAGUAUUAACAUUGCAGGAAGAGGAGACUGUAAAAUCUGUGAUUACUCAAAGGGAGCGAGCAGCUAUGCUCAUAAAAAUAAUUCUCACCAAAGAUGACCAUGCAUAUAUAUCCUUUUAUAAUGCUCUGGUUCAUGAGGGGUAUAAAGAUCUUGCUGCCCUUCUCCAGGAUGGCCUCCCAGUUAUUUCUCCUUACAAUGGAAAUAAGUCUAUGGAUGGAGUAACUUCCUACGUUAAGACUGUCCUCUGUGAAGGUGGAGUUCCACAGCGGCCAGUUGUGUUUGUCACACGUCCAGAACUCGCAAAAAUAAUACAGCAGAAACUAUAUAAGUUGAAAAAUGAUCCAGGAUGGGUUAUUGUUUAUGGCAUGGCAGGCUGUGGAAAGUCUGUUUUGACAGCAGAAGCACUUCGUGACCACAGUCUUUUGAAAGAUUGCUUCCCAGGAGGAGUAUACUGGGUGUCUGUUGGGAAACAAGACAAGGCAGGCCUAUUGAUGAAACUCCAAAAUCUGUGUCUGAGGUUAGACCAGGACUUCACUUAUUUGCAGAGGCCACCACUUAAUAUUGAGGAAGCAAAGGAUCGCCUUCGUUUUUUGCUGUUUCGCAAAUAUCCAAGGUCUCUGUUGGUGCUUGAUGACAUUUGGGAUUCAUGGGUAUUAAAAGCCUUUGAUAGUCAUUUCCAGAUUCUUCUCACCAGUAGGGACAGGAGUGUAACAGACUCAGUAACUGGCAAGAAAUACGAGGUUCCAGUGGAAAGUGGACUAACACAUGAAAAAGCACUUGAAAUAUUAUCCCUAUUUGUUAACAUGAAAAUAAAAGAACUACCAGAAAAAGCUGAUUGUAUUGUAGAAGAGUGCAAAGGUUCCCCUCUUGUGGUAUCUUUAAUAGGAGCAUCAUUACGAGAUUUUCCCAAUCGCUGGGAAUACUAUCUUAGACAACUUAAAAAUAAACAGUUCAGAAGAAUAAAGAAAUCUUCAUCUUAUGAUUAUGAAGCACUUGAUGAAGCAAUGUCCAUAAGUGUUGAAAUGUUGCCAGAAAAUUUUAAAGAUUAUUACAUAGACCUUUCUGUCCUUCAAAAGGAUGUUAAAGUGCCUUCAAAGGUGUUUUGUGUUUUUUGGGAUAUGGAGACUGAAGAAGCUGAAGACUUACUACAAGAAUUUGUUAAUAAAUCUCUUUUGUUCUGUGAUCGGAAUGGGAAAGCAUUCCAUUAUUAUCUGCAUGAUCUUCAACUUGAUUUUCUUACUGAGAAGAAUCGUGGUCAGCUACAAGCACUACACAAAAAAGUAGUUCAUCAAUACAAGAAGCAUUAUGCACAGACACAGUAUAUGCCAAAUUCAACUCAAGAAGACUGCAUGUAUUGGUAUAAUUUUCUUGCUUACCAUAUGGCAAGUGCCAGGAUGCACGAUGAACUGUGUGCUCUCAUGUUUUCACUAGAUUGGAUUAAAACCAAAACAGAAUUGGUAGGGCCUGCUCAUUUGAUUCAUGAAUAUGUUGAAUACAGUGAACUAUUGAAUCAAAAGGAUCCCAUUGCACGUGAAAACUUUCAGGAAUUUCUCUCUUUAAAUGGACACCUACUAGGACGACAGCCAUCUCUAGACAUUGUACAGCUGGGCCUUUGUCAACCAGAGGAUUCAGAAGUAUAUCGACAAGCAAAGCUACAGGCUCAGCAAGGACUUGAUAAAGGAUCCUUUUAUGUGGAAUGGAUGAAUAAACAGUCCAUAAAGAAUAUGUAUCGUCUGGUUGUGCGUCCACAUACAGAUGCUGUUUAUCAUGCCUGUUUUUCCCAGGACAGACACAGAAUAGCUUCAUGUGGCGCUGACAAAACACUGCAGAUAUUUAAAGCUGAUAGUGGAGAAAAGCUUCUGGAAGUAAAAGCUCAUGAUGAUGAAGUGCUGUGUUGCGCUUUUUCGGCAGAUGACAGAUUUGUUGCAACUUGUUCUGCUGACAAAAAAGUAAAAGUUUGGAAUUCAAGAACAGGUCAACUUGUGUGCUUAUUUGAAGAACAUACAGAGCAGGUCAACUGCUGCCAAUUUAACAAUACAAAUCAUAACCUAUUUCUGUUAGCUACUUGUUCAAAUGACAGCUUUAUCAAACUCUGGGAUUUGAACAAGAAAUACUGCCGCAAUACACUGUUUGGCCACAGCAAUUCUGUUACUCACUGCAGAUUUUCACCAGAUGAUAAAUACAUGGCUACCUGUUCAGCAGAUGGAACUUUAAAGCUUUGGUAUGUGCAUUCAGCAAAUGAACUGAAAACUAUUGACAUAGGAGACUACUUCAGAAAUGUGGAUGACUACCAAGAUGAUGUGGAAGUGUUAGUGAAAUGUUGUUCAUGGUCAUCUAAUGGUACUACAAUAGUGGUAGCAGCCAAAAAUAAGCUUUUUCUUUUUGAUACCAAGACCAGUGAUUUGUUGGCAGAAGUCCUUAUAAGCCACCAGAGUACUAUUCAGUACUGUGAUUUUUGUCCAAAUAGUCAGAUGGUAGCAGUUGCUUUAUCACAUUAUUCUGUGGAGAUCUGGAAUAUUGAAUCCCUUUCCAAAAUAGCUGACUGUCGUGGACAUAUGAGCUGGGUUCAUUCUGUGACAUUUUCUUUUGAUGGCUCUCUGUUUCUCACUGCUUCUGAUGAUCAAACAAUAAGGAUUUGGGAGACAAGUAAGGUGUGCAGCCUCUCUGCCACUGUGUUAAAACGUGAAAUAGAUGUUCGGUUUCUGGCCAAUGAAGUAGUCAUCUUAGCCAUUGAUAGUUCAAAGCAUCUGCAACUUAUUUAUGGAUACACAGGCCAGACUUUUCAUUUGACUAAAGGACAGGAUCAUUUCAUAUGCUGUUGUUGCCUGAGCAAUGAUCUGCAGACUGCUGCAUUUGGAGAGAAGAAUGGAACAGUAAAGGUCUUAAGUCUGUCAAAUGGAAACAUUUUAAAAUCUAGAACUGGACACAGAGAAGCUGUACAACACUGCCAGUUUACUUCUGAUGGGAAAAUGCUUAUUUCAAGCUCUGAUGAUUCAACUAUACAGGUAUGGAAUUGGCAGUCAGAGGAAUGUAUUCUUCUGAAAGGUCACAAUGAACCUGUCAAGAAUUUUCAUCUUCUAAAAGACUCAAGGCUUCUGUCGUGGUCAUUUGAUGGGACAGUUAAGCUCUGGAACACACUUACAGGAGAACUAGAAAAAGAUCUCACCUGUCAUGAAGACGCUAUUCUUUCUUGUGCUAUUUCACCCAAUAACACUAUGUUUUCCACUACCUCUGCUGACAAGACUGCCAAGAUAUGGAGUUUUGAAACAUCCUCAAUUCUUCAUAAACUAAAUAGUCAUGAAGGCUGUGUAAGAUGCUGUGUUUUCUCCCCUAAUAAUGAACUGUUUGCCACAGGAGAUGACAAUGGAGAAAUUCGGGUUUGGAAUGUCUCAAGAGGUGAGCUGCUUCACCUCUGUUUUCGUGCUUCAAUAGAUGAAGGAGAAUCAGCACAUGGAGGCUGGGUAACAGACCUUUGCUUUUCCCCUGACAGUAAGAUUCUGGUUUCUUCGGGGGGAUACAUAAAGGUUAACAAGAUAUUUUGGCGAUCUACCCAAGUCUCAGCAAGAAAUUCAUUCAUAUUUUGUAUGCACCUUAUAAACAUACUUGCAGUGGUGGAAUGUGGAUACUGGUCAACCUCGGCAAACAUUCUACACAAAUGGAACCAAUCUCAAAUCUCUACAUGUGUCCCCAGAUUUCAAAGUAUGUGUGACUGUUGAUAAUCUUGGCAUUCUUUAUGUGCUACAAAUUAUCGAAUAAACCUUUUAAAGACUGUGACAGCUUUUGUAAUUGCAGCAUUUUGAGCCAGAAGCAUUUGGGGGUGGGAGAAUCCUUGAGGUUCUUAUGAAAUGUGAAGUGAUUUCUUCUCUGACAUGCAUUUAUAUGGAUGUAUAUUUGUAAAUGUUUCUGAGCCAGAAGCAUUUGGAGGUGGCAGAAUCCUUGAAGUUCUUAUGAAAUGUGAAGUGAUUUCUUCUCUGACAUGCAUUUAUAUGGAUGUAUAUUUGUAAAUGUUUAUAUGCGUGUAAAUUUGUAAAUUUAUUUUGUGUUUGAUCAACUCUUUAAAGUUUGGUUUCCAUCUUCUAAGUAUUUCUGUAGCUACUUAAAGAUUGGAAUACAUUAGGGUAUUUCCACAGAUGGAAUGCAUUUUGUAAAUGUAACCAGGAGGGAGGUCAUCUCCUCAUUCUUCUGCAGAUUCUCUGUACCGUAAAAAUGUACCGUUGAUGCCUGAACUGAUUUUUGGUUAGUGCAUAGGGCUGCAUUGGUGAGUAGAAGGAAAGGAAAUUCUAUUACACUAGCAGCCAUGUGCUAAUGUAAUGUUGAAUUUAGGCUAAAGAAAUAUACUAAGGGUAAUUGAAAGGAGUAUGAUACAUUGACAUUUCAUCACUGAUCUUAUAGAAGGUGUUGUUAAAACAUAUGCAGUUUCCUAAAAACAUAGUUUUUUUUUAUUGCUGUUUUAUAGAUACAGAUAGAUUUAUAAUGUGAAUUCCAAAAGCCUCGAUAAACAGUGUGAAUUACUGAAAGCUCCAGUAUCAUAAAAUGAAAUACUAAGCAAUACUGUUGUGUUACUACAAGCAGUAGCAGCUUGUGCUUUUCAGACAUAGUAGUCUAAAUAUACUGGUGGAUAAUUGUUUCGAAAAUUCUACUGGGCUAAAAAAGCAUUGCCCCAUACCACCUACAGAGAGGAUCUGUAGGUUCGUGUCUAUCCACCUGCUUAGAAUUACACAUAUGAAAAGCCAUUUCAGUAUCUUUUAUGUCUUCUGUUCAGAUUAAGUUUAAACCAUUGUCUUUCUAUAUUUGCCAAAGUUUUUUCUCGCCUGUUAAAAAAUUACAGUAUUCUGAUCUGAUAAAAUAAUUUUUAAAUUGUAAUAUAUCCGAUAAAGAAAAUGAAAGUAAAAUGUGAUGGUAAAUGUCUUGAGGUUGUUUUUUUCGCCUCUGGGUUUUCAUAUUUUUCCUACCAUAUAUGUACUUGAGCAAUAUGUUGCUAUUUUAACUAACAAUAUUCUUCUGCUCAGGGAUUGGAAAAGUUAUUUUUUGGUAGACAGUUCUCUCAUUUCCCCAGCCAUCAUACGUGCAGAGUGAUUCUUUGGGCUGCUGGCAUGUUGCAAGUAGCAACUUGAGAUUCUCUUUUUGCCUCUAUCCUACUGACCAGAAAAUCCUCAUGUUUUGCACGCAAAGAAUAUACCAUGCAAAGAGAUGUUAAGGAAGCCAGUCCUCUUUUAUGCAAAAUUCCAUAGCAGCUGGAAUGUAGGACAGUGAAGCAGAAUUACUCUUGUUAUGGGUUUCAUCACAUUUUAGGUUAAGUAAGAAAAAUUAUGUUGGGUUAGGUGUUUAAAAAUAAUUGAGGAUGCCCAAGUUCAUGGAAAACAUUUCCAGUGAAGUUCUUCAAAUGAAAUUGCAUUUUAAAAAAAAAUCUGCUGGUGCUUUUUAUUGCAAAUGAAAAUUAAAAAGCUACAUCCUUAAAAGGCAGGUUGUUGAUUUGUAAUCAUUUGGAGGGAGAAAUUGUUUCCAAUUUAACUAGCAUUUUAAGAUAUAGUAAGAAUACUAAUAGCAUCUUAGACUUUUGCUUUUGGCUAUAUUGUGCUGCUUUAUGUUAAUUUAUAUAUAUAUCUGUGCAUCAAAGGAAAAAGCUAAAUUUGCUGACUACACUGAAUUUUUAAAAUGAUAUGAAAACGUUGCCUUGGCAAUGUUGUUGGGUUUUUGUUAAACAAGUUGUUAUUUUCUUAAGCAAUAAAUAUUUUUAUAUAAUGCGAAAUGCAGUAUAUUUUCUCU
Molecule: messenger RNA, 7153 nt
Organism: Sceloporus undulatus (fence lizard)
Lineage: Eukaryota; Metazoa; Chordata; Lepidosauria; Squamata; Phrynosomatidae
Gene: APAF1
Product: apoptotic peptidase activating factor 1
Exons: 28
Coding region: 1291-5103 (1270 amino acids)
Biological process (GO): regulation of apoptotic process; apoptotic signaling pathway; intein-mediated protein splicing
Cellular component (GO): apoptosome
Molecular function (GO): ADP binding; protein binding
Source: RefSeq, a predicted model, not a curated record